This is a messenger RNA of Salmo salar (Atlantic salmon), 671 nucleotides long. Its product is annotated as protein dpy-30 homolog. NCBI's taxonomy places the organism in Eukaryota, Metazoa, Chordata, Actinopteri, Salmoniformes, Salmonidae. The record is from RefSeq and is a predicted model, not a curated record. Gene Ontology annotation, cellular component: Set1C/COMPASS complex.
UCCUCUGUGCAACUGCGUUCAGAAAUGUCACUACUGGCCCUUUAAAAAUCACAUUUCCGGAAUACGGAUAGCCAAUCAAAGCGCCUAAUUUUCUGACGGUUGCUCGGUUAGCUCUCUCUGGCUGUUGUUGUUUCGGCGGCUACAUCAAUUUAGGAACCAACAUAAACCAUGGCAGAAGAUCACACGGGCAUGGAUCAGAGCAUGGAGAGUCAUACAGCUAAGAUCGAGGAUACCGAAAGGUCCAACACAGAGAAGAUAUCUAAACAGAAAGUGGAUCUUCAGUCUCUCCCAACACGGGCAUAUCUGGACCAGACUGUGGUGCCAGUCCUUCUACAGGGACUCUCUGUGCUAGCCAAAGAACGGCCUCAUAAUCCCAUUGAAUUUCUAGCUGCACAUCUCCUCCAGAACAAGUCUCAAUAUGAAGACCGCAUCUAACACCUCUGAAGAAACUACACUGGUCGACUUAUCAUCAGAGACAAGCUGUGUGUUUAAUUUUGCAUCUGAGUUUCUAUACUGUAUGUACCGGCUGGAGUAUACUGAUUUCUUAUUAUUUUCUAUCGUACAUGUUUGUUGAACAAACACAGUUUUUUUUGUUUGUUUCUGUAAUUGACUGUACAUGUUAAGAGUGUGUUACGUCCCCACGUAUACCCAUUAAACAUCCAUGACUGAUA